This is a messenger RNA of Rhincodon typus (whale shark), 1494 nucleotides long. RefSeq names its product matrilin 1 (gene matn1). NCBI's taxonomy places the organism in Eukaryota, Metazoa, Chordata, Chondrichthyes, Orectolobiformes, Rhincodontidae. The coding region runs from base 1 to 1494 and encodes 497 amino acids. The transcript has 8 exons. The record is from RefSeq and is a predicted model, not a curated record. Gene Ontology annotation, molecular function: calcium ion binding.
AUGACGGGACUUCUCAGUGGAUUGCUCCUCUCAGCCCUAAUCCUGGUUCAGGUGAAUGGCGUACCCAAAGUCCAACCUCUCAGAUCUGGUCCACAGGUUUCAGCUGGUCUGUGCAGGAGUAAACCAACUGACCUAAUCUUUAUUAUUGACAGUUCUAGGAGUGUACGCCCAUCUGAAUUUGAACAGGUGAAAGUGUUUGUAUCUCAGGUAAUUGAAUCUCUUGACAUUGGUCUAAAUGCCACCCGCGUCGGGGUGGUUAACUACGCCAGUACCGUCAAAAAUGAGUUCCCCCUCAAUGCACAUCGCAACAAGGCAGGCGUCCUGCGAGCUGUCUCCCAGAUCCAGCCACUCUCCUCUGGUACCAUGACUGGCCUCGCCAUCCAAUUUGCAACCAACAUUGCUUUCAGUGAGUCUAAUGGGGCACGGGUCAAGAAUGGCGCAGCCAGCAAGGUUGCCAUCAUUGUGACCGACGGCCGGCCCCAGGACCGAGUGCAGGAGUCAGCCACUCGAGCCAAGCAGAGUGGCAUUGAGAUAUUUGCCAUUGGCGUGGGCAAGGCAGAGAUGAGCUCACUGCGUGAAAUUGCCAGCGAACCCCUGGAAGACCACUUAGACUAUGUGGAAAGCUACAGUGCUAUCGAAAAACUUUCCAACAAAUUCCAAGAAGCCUUCUGCGUGGUGGAUCUUUGUGCCAGUGGAGAUCAUGAUUGUGAACACAUCUGUGUGAGCACUCCUAGCUCUUACAAAUGUGCCUGCAAUGAAGGAUUCACAUUAAAUCCGGAUGGAAGAACAUGUAGCACUUGCAGUUCAGGAGGCAUUGAUUUAGCUUUCGUCAUUGAUGGGUCAAAGAGUGUGAGACCUGAAAACUUCCAGCUGGUAAAAAAAUUCAUCAACCAGAUUGUCAAUACCCUAGAGGUUGGUGAUCAGAACGCACGUAUCACCCUCAUUCAGUACUCCAGCUCAGUCAGGACAGAAUUCCCUCUCAACAAGUUCAAAACCAAACAAGACAUUAAGGCCGCAGUCAAGAACAUGGAGUACAUGGAGAGAGGAACAAUGACAGGCCUGGCCCUACAACAUCUGUCUGAAAAAGUCUUCGUUCCAUCACAAGGAGCGAGGGAAAAUAUCCCAAAAGUCGGAAUUGUCUUUACAGAUGGUCGUUCACAGGAUUACAUUAAUGAUUUUGCUCAAAAAGCCAAAGAUCAAGGAAUUAGGAUGUUUGCAGUUGGAGUGGGGAAUGCACUUGAGGAAGAAUUAAGGAUUAUUGCUUCAGAUCCAGUGAAGGAUCAUUAUUAUUAUACUGCAGAUUUCAAGACGAUGAACAAAAUUGCUGACAAAUUACAGGUUAAAAUAUGUGCUGCACCUAUUAAAGAUCCUUGUGCCUGCGAAUCACUCGUGGAAUUCCAGACAAAUGUCGAGAAAAUAAUCAAAACACUGACAGCAAAACUAGGUGCCUUUACAAAAAAACUGGCAGCUCUUGAGAACAGACUUCUUGUCUAA